This is a messenger RNA of Arachis ipaensis, 1407 nucleotides long. Lineage: Eukaryota; Viridiplantae; Streptophyta; Magnoliopsida; Fabales; Fabaceae. The record is from RefSeq and is a predicted model, not a curated record.
ACUAAUUUAAAUAAAAUAAGAUAUUUUCUAAGUUACCCUCACUAACCCUAACUCACCCAUGUCAUUCUCAUCUUCUCAAAAUAGUUAUUGAGUUACCAUUGUCGUCUUCAUUAGCGCCAUUGUCAUUUUCUUCAUCGCAGGGCUGUCUCCUAAGGUCUCGUCGCUGUUGUCUUCUGCGGUCUCGUCACUGUUGCUUUCGCCUUCUGAUAUCUCGGUGCCACAACCACGCUCUCCCUCCCUCUCGUCUUCAAUCUCAUCACUUGCCAUCGCUGCUCGCUUGUCGCUUUUCGCUUGCUACUCUUCGCUCGUUGUCGCCACUUAUUGCUCGCCUCUCUUCAUUUGCCGUUGCCGCUUUUUGCAAAAGGUGAGCAACUUCUUCUUUCGAUCUUCGUCUCUAGAGAUCACACCAUCUCAAAUAGGACCUCACACUUCUCUCCCUCACUAACCCUAACAUACUACCGGAAGAACCGCAUGCACCUCUCUAUUUGUGCCGUCGUCCUCUCAGCUCGCAACACCGUUGUCUUCUGAGUUCAUUCCUUCUUUUAAUCCAUAUCCUCUCAAAAAUUGUUGAAAUCUAGCUGCGAUUUAACAAUUCAUGAAAUGAUUCACGUGCUGUUUAUGUGUAUAUUUAUUUUGGUGAAUUAAUCAUUUUUUUAAACCUCGAUUUUUUUGUAGUAUGUGCUGUUUGAUGAAAGUUCUCAAACGCUAAGUUUGUGUUUAUGUGUAUAUUUGUUUUGUAGGGUUACAGAACUGAAAAUCGAGCCUCUUGGGGAGACUUCUAUUGCAUCUACCAUAUCAUAUCUUGAUAAUGCAUUUGUGUAUAUGGGUCCAAGUUACGGAGAUUCGCAAGUGUGGAUACAUGACAACUUGAAAAAUUAUGCUGUAAGAGCUCUUGUGAUGAAUGUUGUUGAUCAUCUGGGAACUGUCGCAUACAAAUUAACCGAUCUUCUAGAUCAACAAACAUUGGAUGUAUCAACUAUGGAUUUGAGGGUCUCUACUGUAACUCAGCUUAUAAAGCUGAAUCAACAACCUGAUACAAAAGGUUCAUAUGUAGAAGUUUUGGAGAGGUAUGUCAAGGUUGAUGCUAAAACCAUUUGGUUUAGAAAGAAAGUCUUAAAGAAUGGUGGGAUCUGAAAAGAUAUAUAUGAGACUGAUGAAAAGAAGGUUGCUGAAAUGAUUAGAGAAGAUCAAAUUGAUAUUUUGGUACAACUUACUGGCCAUACUACAAAUAAUAAAUUGGGGAUGAUGGCAUGUCAACCUGCAGGUAUGUUUUACAUCUAUAUAAGACCGAUUCAAGAGUUUUUUAUAUCUAUAUGUAAGCAUAGAGAAAAAAUGUAGUAUAUUUUAAUAUUAUUUUCAUUUAAAAAUAUUAUUAAUUAUUGUACUUCUCUUUCACGAUUUGUACGA